AUUUAAGACACGUCGAAUGCCACGUCAGCGACAAGGGUUAGGGCUUGCGAGAAAGAGAACGAUGAUCUACGACGUGAACUCGGCGCUCUUCCGGUCCUUCCUCAGCCAGAAGGGGGGCGCGGCGGAUAAGAGGAAGAAUGAGGAUCAGAAGCCAAAGGAGCAGCGGCCCAAGGCCAGCGAGAACAAGCCGGUGAUGAAUGAGUGAGAGAAUAAGAGUAGCAGUGCAGCAUCCUCCGCAAGGCAAGUGAGAGAGGAUUUUGCUUGCAUUGUGGCGAUGUGCUGUGCUGUGAUAACUCUCUUUAAUUUCUUUUCUUCUUUCUUCUCUUCCUUUGUGGCGUUCGAUCCACUCCUUCUAAGAAAAAACCAGUGCUUUUGAGUAAA
Selaginella moellendorffii is the source of this 381-nucleotide messenger RNA. RefSeq names its product wound-induced basic protein-like. The transcript has 2 exons. The record is from RefSeq and is a predicted model, not a curated record. NCBI's taxonomy places the organism in Eukaryota, Viridiplantae, Streptophyta, Lycopodiopsida, Selaginellales, Selaginellaceae. Bases 17 to 205 code for a protein of 62 amino acids.